AUGGCACACGGAUCCCACGAGAAACUAAACCGGCCAGUAGCCAUAAAGAAUGUUGCUACACGGCCUGUGAAAAUUGAACCCACAAGGGCUAGCAAGUUAGUCCGAAAGUUCAAGGAACUAGCGAGGCGAGAACUCUGGACGAAGGAAGACCCGGGUCAUAGCGUCGAUUGGACCGACGAACGGGUAUGGGAGAAGAUCAGAAAAGAGGGCCGUUUCUAUCAGGCAGACGAGAUGCUUGUUAGUUGUGGAACAGUCACAGUCGACCAGGCUGAUUCGACACGGCCCAUGGUAUUGGUAAUCUAUAACAAAAACAUCGGUAUAUAUCAAUUACCUAAGGGGCGCAAGAAUUUCGACGAGGGAUACCCUGAAGCAGCCCUCCGCGAGACGUCCGAAGAGACCGGAGUGGCCGUUCAACCAUUGCGGCUUAGAUUUGGAUCCAGAUCGACGCCACCGAGGCUAGCCCCGGUCCAGACCACUACCCGAGUAACCAAAUAUGGUCUCGAGGACAAGCUUACGGGUAUUACAGAGAGCCUCAACAAAGAGAGCAUUGGUGCUAGUGAAUGGUGCGUUAUAUAA
This is a messenger RNA of Daldinia childiae, 576 nucleotides long. RefSeq lists its product as uncharacterized. The record is from RefSeq and is a predicted model, not a curated record. The transcript has a single exon. Lineage: Eukaryota; Fungi; Ascomycota; Sordariomycetes; Xylariales; Hypoxylaceae. The coding region runs from base 1 to 576 and encodes 191 amino acids. Gene Ontology annotation, molecular function: hydrolase activity.